Molecule: messenger RNA, 1588 nt
Organism: Triplophysa rosa
Lineage: Eukaryota; Metazoa; Chordata; Actinopteri; Cypriniformes; Nemacheilidae
Product: apoptosis facilitator Bcl-2-like protein 14
Exons: 6
Coding region: 376-1140 (254 amino acids)
Biological process (GO): regulation of apoptotic process
Source: RefSeq, a predicted model, not a curated record
CCUCCAAGGGCAAAAAGGACCAUGAAUUAACAGCAAUAGUCUUAACAGCAAUUUGUCAAGCACGAAUGAUAUUUUAGACAAAAGGCAAAAAUGACAUUGAUUAAUUAUUUUUAUGGUGUUUUCAUUUUUUAAAUGCUUUGGUCAUAUGCUUGCGUUACUUCACGAUAGCGCCAUAGACAGUAUCUUAAAGCUGACAUAAAGCAUUCUGGUCUGAAUUAUGUAAUUUUAUAGUAUAGCGUUAUGGCGGAUAGGGGUUCGUCAAUGUGAUUGACACAAUAGUCUCCUCCUCUCGGAAUUAACCUGAAGGCUCCAGUCAGAGAUUCCCGACGUUCCCCUCAGUUCAACACGGUGAAACAACGCAGGAUACUCGCAAUCAUGAAUAAAGAACAAAGCGACAGUGAUGUCCAGAUCCCUCCUGAAGACAGUUUGGAGUUUAGGCUCCUCAUGGCAUACACACGCAAGAGACGACCCGCAGACUCCCGCCUGCAGAAGAACAGCACGGAGCAAAAGACUUCUACACAAGAAGACAACACUGAACGCAAUAAAAAGAAAAACAAAAGUUUUAAGAAAAGGUUUUCUUGGUUGGGGAAGUGUAUUAAACCGAAGACAGAUGACCCUGUGGGUUCCAAUGACACACGACAGCCUGCUACACUAUGUUCAGAUGCUGAGAGCGUGGAUGGUGUAGAGGACAUGGCCAAUAAACUUACAGAGAUAUCAAACUCAGUGCACUUUCCAGAGUCAGACAAACUUGAAUCAGAUGGAAUUAAUAGUCAAGAUGAUGCUCUUUUACAGACAAUUGUGGAUCUCCUUAAAGAACAUGGCGAUCGACUGAACGAACAGAUCAUGGCAGACAAGGCGCUGAGUGAAUCUCUGCGGGCCUCGCUGACGUACGGCUUCUUCAGACGAGUGAUGGACGCAUUCUGCAGGAGUGCCACUCCAGAGCUCCCCCCACAACAAGCACCUGAGAAAACCACAGUAGCUCUGAUCUGUGAAGCCACCAGUAAACUCUUCUGCGUGGACCACCAUCCAAUGAGCCGAGUGCUUGGCUUUGGUGCCAGGUAUCUCCAAGACAAAUUCCCCAUGUGGAUUAGCAGGAAUAUAGGCAAUGCAGAGGUUGAGGAUGAAGAAGAGGUCCAUUGAGCAGAGCUGAUGUUCUCCACACAUUCCAUGUGUUGCUCAGGGGCACGGUCACUUUAUUCAUGUGGAGAAAAAUGUUUUAGAAAAAUGUUUUGUUCAGUAUGAGAUCGGGGAUUCAGCAUGUUUUUCCAAGUGAACAUCAGAGAUCAGAGGAAGUAGUUUAUAUGAAGGCAAUAAAAACAUUAAGAGUGAUAUCAAUACUGCCUUAAAAAUGAUACCAAAGGUACUGUAUAAUUAAAAAACACAAAAACAGGGAUUUUUCAAUUUUUGUAAUUGUGAUUAUAUUUUGGAACGUGUUUUGUGCAAUCUUAAUUUUGUUAAUAUUUACUAUAUGCAUUAUUUGUUUUGUUUAAUAUUUAUUUUCUUUGCCGUCUGAAACGUUAUGCAUUUUUGUUAUUAUGUUUUUUUAAGAAUCUGUUUUGUAAAUUUUCCAAUUAUUACAACAACAAUA